GUUCAACCGCCAAUUAAGUGACGGUGCCAGGUCAUUCAAUUAUCGAGCUCCACAGCAGAUUGAUCUCCUGAGCUAAAAUGCUAGUAGGAUUGGAUGCAGCGCGAUUAUGGAACCUCGACGACAGCAAGCCCAUCGGUUUGCCCCUCAACCAUGCAAAUAUAGUGACCGUCGUCUCGUUUUCAGCAGAUGGAAAGCUACUGGCCACUGGCUGCGAUGACAAGAACGCGUACACUUGGGAUGUUUCUGCGAUAGUAAAAGAAGCCGGCCUCAGUUAUCUUCUUUUGGACAAGCCCGACGAGUCGCUACUGGCUGCUGACGCUACACGACGUCCUGUUCGUCAGCCAAUCAAGGUCGCAAAUUGGUCUUCUGCACCACACCACCUCCACUCUCGAUCAUCACCAUCGCAUGGAAGCACCCUUCGUAGUCGUUUUUUAUCUUUAUUCCGCACCAUACAUUACAAUGUCCACGAUACGCCAUCCCGACCCCGCCCUUUUCACUGGGUUCGAAAUCGUCUCUUUGCUAAACCAAGCGGUGCAGAUAUUGAGCUGCACGAGCAUCCCUCAGCAGUGAUCGACGUCCCAUGCGCCAAGGGCAAACGUAGAAACGCUUCAGCAAGAGAGAGACGGAGGCUAAUCCUGAAGAUUCCUACUGCAGGCAGCUUACCCCCUCCCAAUAGCACCGUCACGCAGCAAUCCAGCGGCACAGCUCAAACGCAGUCGUCUUCGCAACCCCAUGCUGCCAUCUCCACCUCCACCUCACCUCCUGUCGUUGCUACCACGACUUCGAACACUAAUUCUCAUGCAAUGAUUAGACACCCUGGUCGCUGGGCUCGUUUCUGGCUCUUUAUCUGUUGCACGUCUCCUGAGUAUACCGACGGUCAUCAUUAAUCUUUCUGACGAUGUACCUUGUCCUCAUGAUAUUAUCUAAUCCCUCGACUACAUACAAUAGACGCAUGACGUCGUUUAGUGCAUGCUUUAUGGGAGUCGCACAAAUUACAUCCGCAGAACCGACCGCUUCGUCCUUACAUAUGGUAGUUGUCGGCCACAUUGCAGUAACACAGUUGUAUAUUAUUCACACCUUCACGAAGGCAACUCCCACUGACCUUGCCCAAACCGCUAUAUAGACAUCAUUGUACACCCGCAUUAUUUCUCGAAGGAUUGAGAAACAUGCACAUACUCUGUUUCCC
This is a messenger RNA of Suillus subalutaceus, 1186 nucleotides long. RefSeq lists its product as uncharacterized. Lineage: Eukaryota; Fungi; Basidiomycota; Agaricomycetes; Boletales; Suillaceae. Bases 78 to 887 code for a protein of 269 amino acids. Gene Ontology annotation, molecular function: protein binding. The transcript is spliced from 5 exons. The record is from RefSeq and is a predicted model, not a curated record.